CAGCCCUCCCCCCAGCACAGGGUGCACGCACCAGCGCGGCUUUGAUACCGAGCUGUGGUAGUUUUCCUUCGCGGAUAAUACCUCCGCCAUAGAAUGUUCUAGCAACCUUUUUGUGUGCAGCGACAUCCUGAGCCGUCUCUAUCGGUCCGCCUUCAACCAAAGUUGCAGCAGCAUAGUCCCGGCUCCAACAGUUACACCAAAAUCAUUUAUCCACCCAUGCCGAACCUUCCCUCGCUCUUCAACAAAUCCUCUUCCAAAAAGUCCAAGCACCAUCCCGCCCCGAAGCUGACUCCAGGAUCCGGUUCGUCCCACAACCCAGGAACCCCUCCCUCGUCGCCCGACAAAAAGGGCUUCCACAAGGUCAAAGAACGUGAUCGAGAGAGCCGUCGCUCCAGCUCAUACUCUUCAAAGCGCUCGUCCAAGUUCGACCGUGACUCCCACCCACUCAACCUCCCACCCGACGAGCUACGGCGGCUGUCUGCCAUGUCCCAGAUGAGCGACCAGCCCACCCCCCAGCCCAUGGACCUGGACAGGGAAUUCACGUCCUCGCCCACGCCCACACCGUCCAGCCCCGCGACAGCACAGGCUCCGGGCGCCUUCCCCAAGACCAACGGCAGCAACGGCGACCACGAGGCCAGGCCCGCUCCUCCCCCUCACAGAUACACCACCAGCCCACCGCCGCAGUCUGCAACCUACGCUGCAACACCAGAGGCCGCGUCACCGCCCGCUCAGCCGCCCACGAUAGAUGCUGAGUCGUACAAGACCGCUGGCAACAAGUUCUUCAAGAUCAAGGACUAUGCCCAGGCCGUCAAGGAAUAUUCAAAAGCCAUCGAAGCCGACCCCAAGAAUGCCACCUAUUAUUCCAACAGGGCAGCCGCCCUCAUGUCUGCGAACCGCUACGUUGAGGCGUUGGAGGACUGCAAGACUGCCGAUGACCUGGAGCCCGGCAACAUGAAAAUUCUGCUGCGGCUUGGGAGGCUGUACACCAGCCUCGGGCGGCCGGAUGAGGCCCUCGCAGUGCUCAGCUCGAUCCAUCCUCCGGCAACGGCCAAAGACAUGCAACCAGCUGUCAGCAUGCGGCAACACAUUCGGCAGGCAGGAGAUAUUCUGCAUUCAGGAGGAUCCGGCUCGUUGGUCGUACACGCACUAAACCAGGCUGAGCGGGGCCUGGGAGCUGGUGUGGACAGCCCGAGAAAGUGGAAGCUGAUGAGGGGAGAAGCACAUCUGAAGAUGGGCAAUGCUAAUGCACUCGGGGAGGCACAGAAUAUAGCUAUGUCAUUGCUGCGGAACAACAACCAGGAUCCUGAUGCUUUGGUGUUGAGAGGACGAGUGCUCUACGCACAGGGCGAAAACGAGAAGGCCAUCCAGCAUUUCAGACAAGCGUUGAACUGCGAUCCCGACUUCAAGCAAGCCGUGAAAUAUCUGCGCAUGGUCCAGAAGCUGGAGAGGAUGAAAGAGGAGGGGAAUGUUGCAUUCAAGACCGGGAAGCUCCAGGCGGCCGUCGAUACAUACACAAAAGCCCUAGAAGUGGAUCCGUCGAACAAGAACACAAACUCGAAGAUCCUCCAGAACCGAGCCUUAUGCUACACGAAACUAAAGAACUGGAAGCCCGCAAUUUCUGACUGUAACAAGGCUCUCGAGCUCGAUCCUGGGUACACCAAGGCUCGGAAAACGAAGGCAAAGGCAUUAGGGGAAUCUGGGAACUGGGAAGAGGCGGUUCGGGAAUUCAAGGCAAUCCACGAAGCAAAUCCAUCAGAGCCAGGUAUCGCCAAGGAAAUUCGCAACGCUGAACUGGAGCUGAAGAAGAGCCAAAGAAAAGACUACUACAAGAUUCUAGGUAUCAGCAAGGAUGCUUCAGAUCAAGAAAUCAAGAAGGCGUACCGCAAACUCGCAAUCGUACAUCAUCCUGACAAGAACCCGGAUGAUGAUCAGGCAGCGGAGAGAUUCAAGGAAAUCCAGGAAGCACAUGAAACUUUAAGCGAUCCUCAAAAACGGGCUCGAUACGAUUCUGGUGAAGAUCUUGUUGAUCCUGCGGAGAUGUUUGGUGGCGGUGGAUUUAGUGGUGGGAUGGGCGGCCAAAGCAUCGACCCCGAAAUGCUGUUUAACAUGUUUGGCGGCAUGGGUGGAGGCCGUCCAGGCGGCGGCGGCUUUUCCUUUGCAACGGGCGGUGGAAGUCCUUUCCCGGGAAUGGGGGGUAUGCCUGGAGGCGGCGGCCGACGAGGCCAGCAAUUCCCCGGUGGCUUCCCAUUCUAAGUCAUUCUUUCUACAUCGCAUGGCUUAUUCCACGUCUUGCAUAAUCUCGGGCUCGAAAUUUUCCAUUCGUGUCUAUAAUAAGACCCCACACACGCACAAACACGAUCUCUUUUUCUCGACAAAACUCCUCGUCUGGCGUUGGGUAUCACGGAAUAACCAAGUGUGAGCUACGGUGGCGGCUUGCGCGAGAUAUAGACUGCUGAUUCUGUCUGAUUUCCUUUUGUCUGGCUCCCCCAGAACGAUUCCGACAUCUGCACUGUGGCAUGUCCUGCAUCCACCAGCUUCGUUGACUCCUCAACCAUCCAUCUAAGCUAUCCAUAAACCUUCCUCGGCAUUGUCUGGCGUCUUGUCAUUCCAUUCCUUUCUUUCAACUUGUAGAACAAGAUCACUGAGGUGGUCGAGAUACGAAAAUCCAUGAUUAUCCUCUCAUCCUCCUAAAAACUGUG
This is a messenger RNA of Lindgomyces ingoldianus, 2699 nucleotides long. Its product is annotated as TPR-like protein. NCBI's taxonomy places the organism in Eukaryota, Fungi, Ascomycota, Dothideomycetes, Pleosporales, Lindgomycetaceae. Bases 217 to 2253 code for a protein of 678 amino acids. The transcript has 4 exons. The record is from RefSeq and is a predicted model, not a curated record. Gene Ontology annotation, molecular function: protein binding.